GCUUUCUUGCUUCUUGAAUCAAUCUUUGACGUCAGACAAGGCCCGCCACACCCAAUUCUGGGCAUGCGACGACAUUAAUGAUGGAGCCACCACUAGCUUCAGAUGAUCAUGCUCAGGCCAUCGACGAGCUAUGGGCCAAAAUAGCAAAAGAGCGAAAACAGCGACGGCCCAGCACAACUUCAAUCGAACACCCACCUCCAAAGCCACGUCGAAAGCCACCUCGGACGUCAUCUCAGAGACCAUCUCAAAAGCCAUCUCAGAGACCAUCUCCGAGGCCUGCGCGCGAAGAUGUCGGCUGCGACAAUACCAGUAUCGAUUCAAUUGAUUGCGCCCUGGAAGGUCAAGUCGGAGAUCCCCUUCUUCCGGAACAAAGCAUGAUGGAUGAGACCUGGGACGACGCUCAAUCGACAUGGAGGGCGUUCGUGGCCAACGCAAACGGCUGGCCCGCUGGAUUUUUCGACACCCCCAGGAUACUGGGCGACAUUCCGGCUAUUCCACGCGAGAUCCCCAAAAACUCGAAGGGACGGUCAAUUUUGGAGGGGCAGCCAAUUUGGCACGUAUCCGAUCUCAACAAAAAAGGGAAGCUCACCGCAGGUGCUAGAAAACGCUUCCAUCUCCUUUGCGAAGAACCAGUUCGAGCCUCUAUCGCAGAGCGACAGGACUCGAGCUUCUUCGGGCACGUAGAUGGCAUAAGUACAGAACCAGCUCCAAACGGUCUCACGGUCCUAAUAUUCUGCUGGUCAUACAUUCUCUGUGCGUCCCUUAUUGAGCGUCAGGGUUACCGCGUGACUUACACCGAGCACCUCGUCGAACCGCAGCCAGAGGCAACGUCCUCCGGCCUGCCAGCCUUUCGUCUUCCCUCUGAUGCUUCUGACAGCUUGGAAAGGUGGCUGUGUGCCUUACUGGCCCCUACGAUGGGGUGGACAACUUCACAGGAAUGCGGCUUACCUCCCUGGGCUCUCAUUUGUUCAACAGCACCCCGCAUCACUCGUCCGCCAGCCUCUCGGCCUCGACCAGAGCUAGUCGACGUGCAGGCUCCGGACUCAGAAGAAGCCUUGCUAUUACUCAAAGAACUCUGUUUCUUGUACGACCUACGUCACUCGGACGCCACCAUGCCAGCACUUGAAUCGUCAUUCAUCGCGGCACUAGCCAUUCCGUACUAUCGAUACGCCGGCCUUGUUCCGCAACUGCCACCGCUCGCAUCGAUCAAAUCUCGCAAGUCCGCCAAUCUGUCAGACGACUGUGACGAGAUACUUCUCAGAUACUUCGAUCAUCUUCCAUACUAUAUGACUCUCAGUUUGCAGCCUCUCUCAUUCGGCUCUAUACUAUGGAGCGUUUUCUGGCAGCCCUCCGUUGCGUGCAAUGUCACGAGUUCCUGGCUCAACUCAACUCUGGACGUUCUGGAACCAGUCAUUGCCAAAAGGGACGUAGGGCAGUUGGCCCGGAUCUUCGCUGCUCGCCGCCCUCUCGCAGCAGUCCUUUGGCUUGGGGUGUUUCUCCUAGGAGAUGUCAAAAUCCUGGACAGAAUCAGGUACUUUCUCCGGAGUCUUACAGAGGGAAAAGCCCUUCCACUCGGGGGUCCUCCAGAUAUUACGGUAUCCGCAUGGACUCGCUCUCCGCAGUCUUUCUGGGAUGUACCGUGCGAAUCUCAGCUCCCAGACGGAAUCUACGACAGAGCCGAAAUAUUUCAAAGACGACUGAAUUUCCGGCUCUCAGAUCAGUACUUGAUUCUCUUCGCCUGGAAGCCAUUCUCUCCCAUGGACAAGACCGGCAUAGAAAUUGACCUUUACGACUAUCUAAAGCAUCCCUUUGCUCGUCAAUAUGUGUGCUGGCAAUGGCGGGGGGCAUCUGGUGUCGAACGAGGUUUUCGGCAAGAGCAAAAGGGUUAUGUGGCGCCCGAUGAUAAUCUCGACUUCCAUUUCGGAAAGCCUAACAUUACACCGAGUGAGCGAAGCGCAAAUACGGCGGCGUCCAAGCGCGCAACCCUACAGAUGCUUGACUUCAGCAUGAUGACUUAUCGUGGGGAAAGAUCUUUCGAUUACGUGUCUAUUCCUGGAUUGACCAAGCAUCAUCGGUGGUUGAAAAGAUGGAGAGGAUUGGAUUAG
Molecule: messenger RNA, 2105 nt
Organism: Microdochium trichocladiopsis
Lineage: Eukaryota; Fungi; Ascomycota; Sordariomycetes; Xylariales; Microdochiaceae
Exons: 1
Coding region: 78-2105 (675 amino acids)
Source: RefSeq, a predicted model, not a curated record